ACACUUUUGAAGUUGAGCUUGAGCUAUGGAGAACGAUUGUAUGCGAUGUUCGCUUGAAAAGAUAGAUCCCUCAACAAGCUUGCAAUGACCAAGCAAUUCUAAACAACAUAUUCCUAACAAAAAACAAGCUUGAGUAGAGAAAGAACAAAACACAAAAAGAACACACUUUUUUAAUGAAAUAGACGAAGACCCGAGAAUGAAAUAACAAGAUUCUUGUGUUGCAGCCUUCCCAUACUUGAGAUCUUUGUCAUGAAAUCUAUGAGGCUUCCUGGCUUCCUUCCUUCAGUAGAUCUGUGGGCAAAUAAAGAAUAAAGAUUUUCAAGCAUAUUCCUACCUUUGCUUUUUUGAAGAGUAAGAGCCGAUCUUGUACUUGCCAACAUGGCAGGCCUUGUUUGCCAGUAUGGUAAGGAAGAUGAAGGUGAAUCGAGAGUUUUGGUUGAUUUUUGGAAGAUGAACGAAAAUAUAAGGCCAAUGUUAAAAGGAUUUGAAUCUUAUCUGAUAAGGACGUUGGGGUGUGUUGUGAAUGAGUUUUUUUGACGAUAUUUUGAGGAUUUGAGGCUACAGCCACCAGCCCACCACCUUCUGUAUACGGGCUCCGUCGUUCACGCGGGCCUGCCUUCUCAAUGAUACUUUUACCUAACAAAGACGGACACGUGGCUCGAAGCUGUUGACAUCCUUCCUCACAUGCCCGCAGGGAAUGAACUCUCGCUUCAAAAUCAAAAGGCGCCAAAUAAACACCCCUUCGAGCCAAAUGGGAAAUCCACUCAUCUUUUGGCGGGAGAAUUAAAACCCUUUUUCUUUUGAGAGAGAAAAUAUGGAAAUAGAACGUCGCUCAAAACCCAAUAAGUGCGACGAGAAAGGCUAGGUGAGGGCUCUUUGAUCCUUUUGAUUAUCAUUUUUCAUCUCUUAAUCCUCUAAUUGGAGCCCUCCAGAUCCCUCAAACGACGUCCUUCUCCCGUUUCCAGAUCGGUGAUCUUUUGUAGGGUUUUCGAGUUUGAUUCUGUAGGAUAUGGCAGAGAUGAUGACUACAAUCGAAGUAGACGAUGAUUUGAAGGACGUCAAAACUAAAGCCCAGGGCCAGCCCAAGCGCUCACUAAAACGAAAAAGACCAGCUUUGGCCUGCAAACUGACUUCUCAACAGAAGGAGUCGCAAAUCGAGGCGUAUCAGAAGGAGAUCGAGGGGCUUUUUAGGUCUUACAGAGAAAUUAUGUUGGAGAAAAGGUUGGAGUUGGAGUUGGGUGACGGUGGCUCACUCAACGCCAUGGUUGCGAAGCUGUUGCAUGAGAGGUGUGACGCCUACUCUAGGUUGUCGGAGGAGAUCCUUGGGAAGGUAAGUGAGAGGUUGGGAGAUGGGAUUGUGACCAUCGCCAAGGUGAAGACGUCGGUGCUUUAUGUGGGGCAGAGGUUGGCGUAUGGAGUGCUCAAGGCUGAUGCGGAUAUUCUAGAAGACGAGACGGAGGCGUGCCUCUGGUGUUGGGAGACAAGGGAUGUAAAGUUGAUGCCUACAUCUGUACGUGCUGCACUGAGAAUUCGGCGCACUUGCCGGAAAAAGAUAUGUGAGAGGAUUAACGCUGUUUCUGGGAUGAUAGCUGCGUUACAAAAGUCAGAGAGUGAUCAAACUUAUGAAAAAUGUUUGAUGAAUGCAAUGGAGAAGCUUGCAAAAGUGUUGAGUGAGGCACAGAUUCGUUCGGUGGUGGAUGGCAUGUUACAGAAGAGUAAUGCAGAAAUUGCUGAGAAGGAAGUAAAGCCAGAAGAGAAAUUACUAGUGGAGCAGCUGAAAAAAGAGACGCGAGAAGCUGAGAAGGAGAAAAAGAGGAUGAAGCAUGAACUGAGGAAGGAGAAGUUGCAGAGUGAGAAGAAGCUGAAGCAAUUGCGUGAGGCAGAAAAAAACGAGACACGUCGAGAAAAGGAUGAGUCUGAAACAAAGAAACAGCUGGGAGAUGCUGAAAGAAGUCAACGACGUCGUGAGAAGGAAGAAGCUGAACUGAAAAGGAAAGUUGCCAUUCAAAAGCAAGCUUCAAUGAUGGAAUGCUUUCUUAAACGAAGCAAAACUAAUUCGCCAGGUCAAAAUGACCACCCUUCAAGCAAAGCUAAUUUGACUGAUUCUUUGAGCAAAAACCGUGAAUAUAUUUCCAAUUCAGUAACUUUGUCAAUGGACCAUGCUCUUUCUUCAAAUAAUGAGAUUACCACUCAUGAUACCCGCAAGUUACAUGUAUCUUCUUGGCGCCAUUUAGGUCAUUCCAUUCGUUCAAACAAGAAACAACGCUGGGGCAUGCGCCAGAAGCCAAAAACCAAAUUAUAUGAAGAACUGAAGCUAACUACUAAUAGACUAUCUUGUGACUAUGGCUUGAGAGUGGAGAAGCUCGAAAAUGGAUGGGGAGAGCAGACUCCUGAUGGUGGAUCAUGCCUUACUGACAUAGCUUGUUCUCCUGAGGUUCGAAAGUACAGUAUAAGGAAGCAAUUGUUGCAGUUUGAUAAAAGCUGUAGACCAGCAUUUUAUGGUGUUUGGCGGCGCAAAAGUCGUGUUGUUGGAGCACGCCACCCUUUAAGGAAGGACCCAGACAUGGAUUAUGAUGUUGAUAGCGAUGAGGAAUGGGAAGAGGAGGAACCAGGUGAAAGCCUCUCUGAUUGUGAAAAAGAUUGCGAAGACAAUUUAGAGGAAGGACUCCCAAAAGGCAAUGAUGAAGAUGAAAGUGAAGAUGGAUUUUUCGUGCCUGAUGGCUAUCUCUCAGAAAAUGAGGGGGUACAAGCUGACAAAAUGGAGUCUGAGUCUUCAAUUGAGGAACCCCAAAGUUCACCUACUCAUGUGGAAGAUUGGAAGACACUGGAUUUUUGUGCAUUGCUUCAACAACAGAAACAUCUAAACAAUUUAACUGAGCAUGCACUUCGGAAAAGCCGACCCCUUUUUAUAUUAAAUUUGAUGCAUGAGAAGGCCCCAUUGUUAGCUGCUGAAGAUCUAUGUGGUAAUUUUAAACUCGAACGGGCUUUUUUGCAAGCUUUGACUGUGCGUCCAUUUCCAACUGGCCCACAUGUGGAGAUAUCAGUGGACAACAUGCAAGCCGAGGAUCAAGAUGCUUGUCCAUCAAAUGGAAAGGAUGGCACUGUCACAAUUUCCACUAUGGAUUCUCUACCAGAUUCGGAUAUGCCUACGUUUGUGUCUGCCAUUCAUGCAUGCUCACAGAGUAUCAAUAAAGUUGUAGAAUCCUUGCAACAGAAAUUCCCUUCAGUCCCAAAAACUCAAUUAAGAAAUAAAGUGCGUGAGAUAUCAGAAUUCACAGAGAACCGCUGGCAGGUGAAGAAAGAAAUUGCGGAAAAGUUUGGCAAGUCAAUUUCGCCAGAGAAGAGUGGAGAGAAAAGUAAAAGUAUUGCUUCAUUUUUCUCAAAAAGAGUGAUUGACACUUUGAAGAUGCCUUAUUUGCCUCCCCGAGAGGUACAUGUUCAAGUGUCUCAUUCCAUGCCAACGGAGAAGGUAGAGAUCUUCAAAUCCUUGGAGGAUUGGGCUGAGAGUAACAUCUUGGUGCACCUGAAGCCUGUUGAGAAAUGUUGGCAACCUCAAGACUUUCUGCCUGUACCGGAGUCAGAUGGAUUCUUCGAGCAAGUCAAGGAGUUGAGGGAAAGAGCAAAGGGACUCCCUGAUGACUACUUUGUUGUCUUGGUGGGAGAUAUGAUCACAGAAGAAGCGCUUCCCACUUAUCAAACAAUGCUCAACACUCUGGAUGGAGUUCGAGACGAGACUGGUGCAAGCCCUACUUCUUGGGCUAUCUGGACAAGGGCAUGGACUGCUGAAGAGAAUAGACAUGGUGACCUUCUCAACAAGUAUCUUUACCUUUCUGGACGGGUUGACAUGAAGCAAAUCGAGAAGACAAUUCAGUAUCUGAUAGGGUCGGGAAUGGAUCCUAAGACGGAAAACAAUCCCUACCUUGGUUUCAUCUAUACUUCAUUUCAAGAGAGGGCAACCUUCAUCUCACAUGGGAACACAGCCAGGCUAGCUAAGGAGCAUGGGGAUGUAAAGCUGGCACAGAUAUGUGGCACCAUUGCCGCUGAUGAGAAACGCCAUGAAACUGCCUACACCAAGAUUGUGGAGAAACUCUUUGAGAUUGAUCCCGAUUGCACUGUGUUGGCUUUAGCUGACAUGAUGAGGAAAAAAAUCUCUAUGCCAGCUCACUUGAUGUAUGAUGGCCAGGAUGAUAAGCUUUUUGAACAUUUUUCAGCCAUUGCCCAACGGGUUGGGGUCUAUACUGCAAAGGACUAUGCUGAUAUUUUGGAAUUUCUGGUGGGAAGAUGGAACAUAGAGAAGCUGACAAGUCUAUCUGGGGAGGGACGGAAAGCUCAAGAUUUUGUUUGUGGAUUGACCCCAAGGAUUAGAAGGCUGGAGGAGAGAGCUCAGGGAAGGUCAAAACAAGCAUCCACUGUGCCAUUCAGCUGGAUUUUCGGUAGAGAAUUGAAUGUUUAGUGCUGAAUCAAGUCAAAGUAUGUUGCCUGCUGCUGCCUGUCGCAUCUCAUGGACCAACCCAAUUGGUCUCGUUUCAAUUCCUCCGUAUGGCGACAUUGGGAUGGUACUUGUGUCUUGUUUAAGAGUUGUAGACAUAUAUUGACAACCAAGGACAAAACCAUAAUGUUUUUCUUGUUCUCUUCUUUCAGCCUCAGAAAACUAGAAACAGCUUGUGUUGCUUUAAAACGUGUAUCAUCCCAGCUUUUAUUGCUUUUUUUUAAUCUAUAAAUAAAUUGUUAGAGUGUUAAUAGCU
Messenger RNA from Tripterygium wilfordii, 4745 nucleotides. RefSeq names its product stearoyl-[acyl-carrier-protein] 9-desaturase, chloroplastic-like. Gene Ontology annotation, biological process: fatty acid metabolic process. The transcript is spliced from 14 exons. NCBI's taxonomy places the organism in Eukaryota, Viridiplantae, Streptophyta, Magnoliopsida, Celastrales, Celastraceae. The record is from RefSeq and is a predicted model, not a curated record. Gene Ontology annotation, cellular component: chloroplast stroma. Gene Ontology annotation, molecular function: stearoyl-[ACP] desaturase activity. The coding region runs from base 1010 to 4453 and encodes 1147 amino acids.